AUGGCGGAAUUUGGUAGAAAUAAGAAGAGUAAUGGUAAAAAGUUUACCAAAGAGUACAAAGUCAAGGCUAUUCAGCAGAAUAUUACUAGGAAAGCCAGAUUAAAGAAAGAGUAUCUGAAAGCCUUAAAAGAGGAAGGUUAUGCAGUGCCUGAGAAGGAAACCUCCCGCAGAGAGGUUAAUGUUAAGAAGCUAAAAGAGGAUAAGAGAUUAGAAGGUAAGAAGAAGAUAGAUGAGAAGAAAGAACUUAAGAAGCAAAGGAAGAGGGAACAAAGAGAGAAGCUAGAAGAGCGUAGGAGGAAAGAGGAAGAAAAGGUCAAGAUAAUAAGACAAAAGGAGCAAGAGAGAGAGCAGAAGAGGCGAAAGAUGACUAAGAGAACGAGAUCCGGUCAACCUUUGAUGGCUCCAAAAAUUGAGGAUCUUCUAUCAAAGAUUAAGAACGAUGAUACAUAUACCUUGUAA
Messenger RNA from Nakaseomyces glabratus, 459 nucleotides. RefSeq names its product Fyv7p (gene FYV7). Gene Ontology annotation, biological process: rRNA processing. The record is from RefSeq and is a predicted model, not a curated record. Gene Ontology annotation, cellular component: nucleolus. NCBI's taxonomy places the organism in Eukaryota, Fungi, Ascomycota, Saccharomycetes, Saccharomycetales, Saccharomycetaceae.